CUGCCCGCGGCGGGGCGGGGCCAGCGCGGUGUGGGGACAGGCCGAGCCCCCGCUCGAAACCCGCUCAGAAGCGGGCGGGGCUCGCGAUGGCCGCAGACGUCUCUGCGGGUUGGUGCUUGAGAAUCUUCAGCCUGGUCUACUUCUUGCACUGGCUGGGUUCUACCAGCUGUGACAACCAGCAGAUCUAUGGAGUCGUGAACGGGAGUGUCACUUUGUAUUCACCGAAUUCUGCAUUUACAGAAAUUAUGUGGAAAAAAGGCAAAGAUAAAGUCAUACACUGGCAGACAGGUUAUAAUGAGAGUGUUUACCCACCGUUUAAAGGGAGAGUUUCUUUAAACCGUACAUCUGGUAACCUCAUCAUCUUCAACUUAACACUAUCAGACGAAGAUGAGUAUGGAAUGGAAAUCUUGGGCCAUACGAUGAUCAGACUUGAUCUUAAAGUCCUUGAGCCUCUUCCAUCUCCAACACUAAAUUGUACAUUGAGUGGUGAAAAUAUUACAGUCUCUUGCUCGAUCCCAGAAGAUUACACAACUCAUCGAGAACUAAUAAGAUACUCGUGGCGUUGCUCUUCAGCGCAGUGUGUCAAUAGCUCAGAAUCUACGAUGCAUUUUCAGAAGAAAGAGGACCUUUCACAAAAAAUAGAGUGUACCAUUGAGAAUCAAGUAUCCAACGCGACAUCAUCACUCGUUUUGGAAACCUGUGUCCCAGGAGAUCACUCAAGGGCUCGGUAUGGACUUAUAGGAGCAUUACUACUACUACUACUACUACUGCUCUUGAUUUGGCCGUUUAUGAAAUGUGUUCGGAAAUACAACGGAAACGCAGGAAGUACCAACUCCAGUUAAUUGGCGAUAGAAGAUGAAAUCAGAUGUAUAGUUACUAAAUUAUUUAAAUAACUUUAAAAAAACCAGCUGAUCCACAUUUCAAGUAUUACAUUAUUCUUGAGGUAAUUUGGAAAUCUAACCUGAAGCAACCCUUCAUCAGAAAUAUUGUUUUAGAACAUCAAUGGAAAAACAAAAAGCAUUACUCUGUCUUUGGGCUGUAUGAAUUUCUAUACAUUCAUUUUGUAAAAAUAUGUAAAUUGUAAAUAAAUACAAGUAUGUAUAUAAGUGA
Molecule: messenger RNA, 1110 nt
Organism: Pteropus alecto (black flying fox)
Lineage: Eukaryota; Metazoa; Chordata; Mammalia; Chiroptera; Pteropodidae
Gene: CD58
Product: CD58 molecule
Exons: 6
Coding region: 87-842 (251 amino acids)
Cellular component (GO): cell surface
Molecular function (GO): signaling receptor binding
Source: RefSeq, a predicted model, not a curated record